AGUGCCCUGCCGUCCAGCCCAGCCCCUUUCCAGCAGGAAGCCCAGCCCUCGAACUUGAGAGGGGGACUGCACCCGGCUUUACUCACCUGAGCCCUGGCCGCGGCUGGGGCCUCUGAAGAGCUGACAGCCCAGCUUCUUGUGGUCCAUGAAGGCAGUGAUGGCCUCCAACGGGAAGGUCUGCAGGCAGCGGCCGCAGGUCUGGCGGCUUCUCUGUUGACAACUCAGCUGGUUCCACACCCUGGCAAUUGUGAAGAGUUGGCCAAAUGUUUGUCCACUGAGCUGAUCUCCUCUCUGGAGCACCGGGGCCACCAGGAGGGAGCCAAGACAAUGCAAACUCCAGUGAACAUUCCCGUGCCUGUGCUCCGGCUGCCCCGGGGCCCUGAUGGCUUCAGCCGUGGCUUUGCCCCUGAUGGACGCAGAGCCCCCUUGAGGCCAGAGGUUCCUGAAAUCCAGGAGUGUCCCAUAGCUCAAGAAUCCCUGGAAUCCCAGGAGCAGCGGGCACGAGCCGCCCUUCGGGAGCGUUACCUCCGCAGCCUGCUGGCCAUGGUGGGUCAUCAGGUGAGCUUCACGUUGCACGAGGGUGUGCGUGUGGCCGCCCACUUUGGAGCCACCGACCUGGAUGUGGCCAACUUCUACGUGUCACAGCUGCAGACUCCCAUAGGUGUGCAAGCAGAGGCGCUGCUCCGAUGUAGUGACAUUAUUUCAUAUACCUUCAAGCCAUAAAGAUAUUGUGUUCACUUUUCUGCUUGAGGCUAAGGCACUGUAUCCCAGGCCUCCCAAUGUUCCCGAGCCAGGAACUCUGGGCCCCAUGGAGUUAUGAGCUCCCUUGGAAUUUUGAGCCAAGCUUUAAGCAAGUCUGGACUCCUGAGACCUCCUGGGUCUAGUCAGUAAAAUUCUGCAACUCUAGGAAUUCUAAGAUCCCAUUGGAAGGAAUGCUCUACCUCACAGAACUCUGAACCCUACAGAAAUAUGGGCCUGCUGCCAUUUCCUGAAGACCGGGGCAUCGGGGUGGGGUGAUAAAGGAUACAACCUGCACAGGGGGAAGUUAUUAAAGAGGCUGCAAAGUCCAGCCACCCUGAAGAUACUCCCCAGUGCUCCCCUCCUGCUAAAGAACCAGUUACCCCAGGAAAAUUCGACUCCUGUUUUUCUUUAAUUAACUAUACCGACGGGGAUGGAGUCAUCUUUAGGGGCUGGUAGGGUGGUUAUCCAAGGGCUGAAUCCAGUGGAGCUGGGCCAAGUACGACAGGAGUCCAGAUAAAGGUGUAGGGGCUGCACGGCCGCAAGUCUCCUGGAAAGGCUGGAGUGACCGGCAUGCCGGGAUUGGGAGAUUAGGAUUUGAUUUCAUUUUGGGGCGGGCGGUGGCUCGUGCUGGGUCACGUGGUCGUGCCCAAGCGCUCCUCCUGUUGCCCCACCUGUGGUUGCUGUGGACUGCACACGACAGCAGAUUCGCUGUCCCCUCGUUGGAGGCGAAUGGUCGGACCCCGAGUGGCGGCGCCCCUGAUAAAAGGCCGAGGAUUCGCGAUCAGGGUGCAACUUCACUCCCUCCUCUUUUCUCUCCAGCCUUGCAGCGUGGCCGUUCACAUCACGCGCUUCACUAAGCCUCCUAUCACUAGUAACCUUUCAGCGCAUUGUUUAAAAAGAAAGCAGUUUCUGUCCCUUUCUGUAGUUCCUUUAAGUUCAGGAUGUAAGCGAAGCCUUCCAUUAAGUAAAGGUGAGUGUCGUUUCGUCUCA
Homo sapiens (human) is the source of this 1731-nucleotide messenger RNA. It is a transcript of the gene GEMIN7, whose product is annotated as gem nuclear organelle associated protein 7. Gene Ontology annotation, molecular function: RNA binding. NCBI's taxonomy places the organism in Eukaryota, Metazoa, Chordata, Mammalia, Primates, Hominidae. The transcript has 3 exons. The record is from RefSeq and is marked reviewed. Gene Ontology annotation, cellular component: SMN-Sm protein complex; nucleoplasm; cytoplasm. The coding region runs from base 328 to 723 and encodes 131 amino acids.